Messenger RNA from Chaetomium strumarium, 674 nucleotides. RefSeq lists its product as uncharacterized. NCBI's taxonomy places the organism in Eukaryota, Fungi, Ascomycota, Sordariomycetes, Sordariales, Chaetomiaceae. Bases 1 to 312 code for a protein of 103 amino acids. The record is from RefSeq and is a predicted model, not a curated record. The transcript is spliced from 2 exons.
AUGACGUCACCGCCACUACCCAUUGAGGUCCCCAAAAUGGCGCAAUCCAAGGCCGACAAGAUUGAGCAGGUCAAGUCCAACCUGCCUCUUCCCGAGCAGCCGCCCCAGGCCUCUGACUGGCAAUCGGCCGACACCAAGACCACCGCUGUAUCCAGCGGCGGCGUUUCUGCUGGCGACGUCUCAACCGGCGACGGAGUCACUUCUGGCCUGCGCGAGCCUGCUACCAAAGCUUCUGGCGACGUUGACAUGAGCGGUAUCGGUCGCCAGGGCAAGGAGGGCUUGGAGGAUACGCCAAAGGAUGCACGGAGAUAGGCCACUUCUUCCCUGAAACACAAGGUGGCUAAGGAGGGAAAGGAGCAUAUCCAUUGAUUUAUAGUGGUCAUUCUGGCGUUAAGGACAAUCUGCAUUUUCUCGUCUCGGCAUUGCGAUGGAUAUGGGUGCAGUAGUCAAUCGGUACAUUUACCUCUCGGUAUCCAGCUCACUGGACACUGGACAAAUCAUCAGCAAUUGACUCACAAGCCUGGUUUCCGUAAUCACUCCCUGCUCUCUAGUACCUGUAACAAAGCUCUGACGACCCCGGCUUUACCAUAGGAGAGUGAAACCUGAAGCAAAGGGAAUGGUCACCAAGGAGCUUGAUACUAGCUUUGAGACAUGCAAUUGAACCCGAAUUCAGA